Messenger RNA from Lineus longissimus, 2686 nucleotides. RefSeq names its product high affinity cationic amino acid transporter 1-like. Gene Ontology annotation, biological process: L-ornithine transmembrane transport; L-arginine import across plasma membrane. Gene Ontology annotation, cellular component: plasma membrane. Bases 239 to 2269 code for a protein of 676 amino acids. The record is from RefSeq and is a predicted model, not a curated record. The transcript has 13 exons. Gene Ontology annotation, molecular function: L-lysine transmembrane transporter activity; L-ornithine transmembrane transporter activity; L-arginine transmembrane transporter activity. Lineage: Eukaryota; Metazoa; Nemertea; Pilidiophora; Heteronemertea; Lineidae.
UGUCGUGUGACCCAGGCAGCGGGCAUGUAGGUCAUCUCUGAGGUCAACACUUAAUCUUGUGAAAGCCAUUCUAUGAAGUAAAAUAUCUAAAAGAGGUCGGUGCCAUCCCUUGAGGUCAGCUGUAUUGAGAUCAUGACGUGCAGUUAACUGAGGAGAUAGAUCAUAAGACAUAUCACGAGCACUUGUACUUCAACCGUAAACUGAUCGUCUUUGGAUAUUUGUCACUGAUCAACCAGCUAUGUCGCACGACUCGCCAACCAAAGGAGGUGAAAGUAAUGGGAUUAUACAAGACAAAAAGAGGACCUAUGGCACGACAAAAGCCUCUACAAGCCAGUCUCCGCAAACCAGUUCGAGUCCGGUGCAAAAUUUCUUCAGAGGGUUCUCGAGAAAGAAACAGAUAGAUCUGUCGAAUGUAGAGUUCACAGAGUUGAAACGGUGCUUGAACACGUUUGAUCUCACAGCCCUGGGUGUUGGCAGUACACUUGGCGUAGGUAUCUACGUCUUAGCCGGCCAAGUCGCCCGCCAAACCGCCGGUCCAGCCAUCGUUAUAUCCUUUGCUAUUGCCGCCUUCGCGUCCGUUCUUGCCGGAUUAUGUUAUGCAGAAUUCGGCGGACGAAUACCGAAGACAGGUUCGGCGUAUGUGUACAGCUAUUAUACGGUUGGAGAGCUUUGGGCGUUUAUCAUAGGUUGGAAUCUGAUUUUGGAAUAUACGAUAGGAACGGCAAGUGUGGCACGCGCCUGGAGUGGUUACUUCGACUCCCUGAUAGGCAAUGUCAUCACGAACUUCUUCCAGAGGACCAUGCCCAUGGAACUUACUGGACUUUCAACAUAUCCCGACUUCUUUGCAUUCGGCAUCACGAUGGUUCUAGCAAUCUUGCUGUUAUUUGGCGUAAAGGAGUCAUCAACUUUCAACAAUAUCUUCACGGGAGUUAACCUCCUCGUCGUGUCCUAUGUGGUAAUUUGUGGCCUAUUCAAAAUCGACAUCUACAACUGGACGAUACCAGCAAAAGAUGUUCCUAAAAGUACAAAUCCUCUUUACGAAAAUGGAGAUGGGGGUUUCAUGCCAUUUGGCUUCAAUGGGAUAGUCUCUGGUGCUGCCACCUGCUUCUUUGGCUUUGUGGGCUUUGACGUCAUCGCAACUACCGGCGAGGAAACGAAGAAUCCACAAAAAGCCAUCCCAAUAUCCAUCAUCAUUUCCCUCGUGAUCGUCUUCAUAGCCUACUUUGGGGUGUCCUCGGUCAUAACUCUCAUGGUGCCAUACUACACCCUCGACACCAGCGCCCCGCUCCCUAUCGUCUUCGACGCCGUCGGAUAUGGCGUAGCCAAAUACGUCAUAGCGGUCGGGGCUGUCUGUGCAUUGACUACUAGCCUCCUUGGUGGCAUGUUCCCCCUGCCCCGCGUCAUCUACGCCAUGGCCAGCGAUGGUCUCAUAUUCCGGUUCCUCGCCUCUAUCAACCCCUACACGAAAACACCAGUGAUUGCAACACUCCUUUCGGGAUUAUUCGCUGCUUCCAUGGCAUUGCUGUUUGACCUAAAGGAGUUGGUUGACAUGAUGUCUAUAGGAGUCCUAUUGGCCUACACCCUGGUAGCCGCUUGUGUCAUGAUGCUCCGGUACAGAAAACUUGAACUUCCAGUCUUGCCGGCCGAUCCACUGGGUGAAGCGCCCGACAGACCCUCAGUCGACGAAGCCUUGGCCACUUUAACCCAAAGCCCGUCAAUGCUCACACAAGAAGAACAGUUUACGACUGGAGACAAAAUCAGGCGCGUUUUCCACCCACUGGUUGUAGCAGACGCGGUGUCGGACAAGAUUGUCAAGUUACUUACUGCUAUUUUAAGUUUAUUCAUCAUUGUGUUGACGUGUUUAGUCGCAUUGGUCCCGAAUCCAACCAUCCAAAUACUGGCUGUGAUACCUGCUGUUUUCAUCAUAUUUAUCACAAUACUCAUCUGGAGACAGCCGCAGGAUCUGAGUUUCAAGUCGUUCAAGAUGCCCUUGGUACCAUUCAUCCCGGUGUUAAGUAUGACGGUCAACAUCUACCUGAUGUUCAAGUUAUCGAAGCAGACAUGGAUCCGGUUCGCAGUUUGGAUGGCAAUAGGUUUUGCAAUCUACUUUUUUUACGGAAUGUGGCACAGUUCUGAGCGAUUGCGCAAAAACCUCGAACCAGAUUUGCUAGCCGCCCAAGACGAAAUACAUGUACUUCCUAUACCAGAGGACGUUGAAGCGAAUAAAGAAGUCGAAAAUACUACUGAAAAUCUGAGCGGAUCUUCAUAAUCCAGGACCUGAAGGCAUUAUAAAGGCUCAUCUCCGCAUAAACGAUUCAGACAGCAUUUCACACAGACGACAUGUGUUAUUUUUAAAAGAUAUGUUACCGGCGUACCCCAUUGAGGUCUUUCUAUUGGUAAAAUCGUUCUGGACCAAUUUUUACAGUUAUGAUGUCAAAUGCAAAGUACUGUACAGCUAUUAUAGAUGUGUUGAACUACAUAUUUUUCUUAUUUUGUAUAAAGAAAAGUUGUUUCUGUUGUCUUAGACAAGUUGAUAGACUUCAUCGUACGAAAGUAUGUUGAUAGAUGCUCGUUUUAGAAAUGUAACUUAUUUUAAUGUUAAAAUGCAAACAAUCGCAUGUUAAAGGCAUUCUAUACGCAAUGUAUGUGAAUAAAUCAAAGAAACGAACGUGUUGUACCAAAUAGA